UAGAUGGAGUAUAUUUCUGUUUUGGUGUUUAUUUAAUUUUAAAAAAUCACAUUACUUUUCUAAUCCAGUUUAAGAAUAAAAUACGAACUUGAGUAUUAAAUGAACAUCUUAUUGGAGUUGAGAGUCUUGGGCUUGUUUAGUUUUAAUUUCUAUCCCUCUUGCUCGAUCGGGUAAAUAACUUUAAUAUGCAGAAAUAUUUCAAGUUUUGAAAUGUUAAGAAAGACUUUGAAAUAUUGCUUUUUGAGAUCAAUUUGGAUUAAAAUCCAUUUUUUGUUGUUGUUCACUGCUAUUUAGAUUUCUUUUGCUUUUGGAGUCGGGGGGGAGAAAUAGUAAACUGUAUGGAAUCCAGCAUUCAAACUUAUAUGAGAAGAUUUUUCUAGUUAAGAAGCUAGAUUGUUGUGUAAUUAAUUCCACUGUGAAACUUUAUUCUUCAAAACAUUCAGCAGCACUACUGAAACAUACAGCUGUAGUGCUUUUAUAACCGAAGGGUUUUUUUAAAAGAAAAAAAAAAAAAACUUUUGUCCCCAGGAGAAUAGUUUGACUGGUUUCCUCAUUUCUCUUUCAAAUAUAUAUUUAAGAGAUCUUUUAUUUCAGCAUAACGAUAAUUAUUUGCAGGAGUUUUUGUGUUAGCGACUAAUUUAGAACUUGUAGAUUUGAGCUGCCUGAAUUGGCCAGACAGCUGUAAUCGCACUCCUCUAUUCUUAAUCUCUUUAUCUGGGCAGCAGCUGCCAUAUGGCCACAGUCAGCUGGAUCAGAUGUUUAUAAGCUUCCUUCUUCGUCCCUCUCUGUCCUCUCAGCCUCCUAAUUUGAUCACGGCUACCUUGUGAGCUGCCCUCCAAUCUUUAUUUUUAGCCCUCUCAAGGAUUAGGAUUGAUGUUAGCUGUGGGGCACUUGAAGUGAUUGUAUUGUAAAUCUUGGUUUAUUCUAGCAGUGGCGUCUUGCAGAAUGUAUUGGGUUAGGAUGAAAGUUUUAGCCCAUUUUGGGCAAAGUGUAGAAGAAGCAGGGAAGUAAUUUUUAAAUAUUAAAUUAAUAUGUAUCCAUUCCCCAAAUGCACUUUUUGAGAUGGAUGGUGUGGAACUUGGCUUCUGGUCAUAGGAAAGGGGAAGUCAGGUUUAAGGAGUUGAAUUUUGUGGUUCAAUUUUGACCCUUUGUACAUCUGCGUCUCUCCUGCCUCCAUUUUACCCUCUUUCACCAGAAAAUAAGGGCAACAGUGCAUAUUUGAAAGAAUAAAAGCUAGUGGGAAAACAAAAUAUAUCAAAUUAUGUUGAAACAAAGUAUUUUCUGUUGACUGAGGUAUCGGGGAGUCAAAAGAAUAGUUUCUCUUUUACUAGCAAGACUUUUUUUUUCUUUUUUUGUAUGGUGAACCUGUAAAGCUUUUGAGUUUCAUUUGAAUGUAAUAUGCCUUUAUUUAAAAGUUUGCAUUAAUUUUAAUAUGGAACUCAUUUUGCUUUGCAACAGAUCAAAGUUUAGAUGAGAAUUUUCAGAGUUAAAUAAAGCCCUUCUGGUUCUUAAUAUUCUAGAUGUACAGAUUUUACAAAGAAAUAUAACCAUUUCUUUUUCUCAAUUCAUUAAAAAAAAUUUGGAUUUGUUCGUAGUAGAGAUGAUCUUUUCCAUCUGUUGGUGUAGUUCCUUCUGAUCUCAUACAUGUGUGCUAUACCUGCAAAUCUUAAGGCAUUAACAUCUGUUUUUAUACACAGGGCUUUUGUUGUUUUAACACUCUGACUUUAAAAGUUAUGAAGACAGUAUGGAGUUUCCAGACCAUAGUAGACAUUUGCUGCAGUGUCUGAGCGAGCAGAGACAUCAGGGUUUUCUUUGUGACUGCACUGUUCUGGUGGGAGAUGCCCAGUUCCGAGCGCACCGAGCUGUACUGGCUUCAUGCAGCAUGUAUUUCCACCUCUUUUACAAGGACCAGCUGGACAAAAGAGACAUUGUUCAUCUGAACAGCGACAUUGUUACAGCCCCAGCCUUCGCUCUCCUGCUUGAAUUCAUGUAUGAAGGGAAACUCCAGUUCAAAGACUUGCCCAUUGAAGACGUGCUAGCAGCUGCCAGUUAUCUCCACAUGUAUGACAUUGUCAAAGUCUGCAAAAAGAAGCUGAAAGAGAAAGCCACCACAGAGGCAGACAGCACCAAAAAGGAAGAAGAUGCUUCAAGUUGUUCGGACAAAGUCGAGAGUCUCUCUGAUGGCAGCAGCCACAUGGCAGGCGAUUUGCCCAGUGAUGAAGAUGAAGGGGAAGAUGAAAAAUUGAACAUCUUGCCUAGCAAAAGGGACUUGGCGGCCGAGCCUGGGAACAUGUGGAUGCGAUUGCCCUCGGACUCAGCAGGCAUCCCCCAGGCUGGCGGAGAGGCAGAGCCACACGCCACAGCAGCUGGAAAAACAGUAGCCAGCCCCUGCAGCUCAACAGAGUCUUUGUCCCAGAGGUCUGUCACCUCCGUGAGGGAUUCGGCAGAUGUUGACUGUGUGCUGGACCUGUCUGUCAAGUCCAGCCUUUCAGGAGUUGAAAAUCUGAACAGCUCUUAUUUCUCUUCACAGGACGUGCUGAGAAGCAACCUGGUGCAGGUGAAGGUGGAGAAAGAGGCUUCCUGUGAUGAGAGUGAUGUUGGCACUAAUGACUAUGACAUGGAACAUAGCACUGUGAAAGAGAGUGUGAGCACUAAUAACAGGGUACAGUAUGAGCCUGCCCAUCUGGCUCCGCUGAGGGAGGACUCGGUCCUGAGGGAGCUGGAGCGGGAGGACAAAGGCAGCGACGACGAGAUGAUGACCCCCGAGAGCGAGCGGGUCCAGGUGGAGGGCGGCAUGGAGAGCGGUCUGCUGCCCUACGUCUCCAACAUCCUGAGCCCGGCGGGCCAGAUCUUCAUGUGUCCCCUGUGCAACAAGGUCUUCCCCAGCCCGCACAUCCUGCAGAUCCACCUGAGCACGCACUUCCGUGAGCAGGACGGCCUGCGCAGCAAGCCGGCCGCCGACGUCAACGUGCCCACCUGCUCUCUGUGCGGGAAGACGUUCUCCUGCAUGUACACCCUGAAGCGCCACGAGAGGACUCACUCGGGCGAGAAGCCCUACACGUGCACCCAGUGCGGCAAGAGCUUCCAGUACUCGCACAACCUGAGCCGCCACGCCGUGGUGCACACGCGCGAAAAGCCGCACGCCUGCAAGUGGUGCGAGCGCAGGUUCACGCAGUCCGGGGACCUGUACCGGCACAUCCGCAAGUUCCACUGUGAGUUGGUGAACUCCUUGUCCGUCAAAAGCGAGGCGCUGAGCCUGCCCGCUGUCAGAGACUGGACCUUAGAAGAUAGCUCUCAAGAACUCUGGAAAUAAUUUUAUAUAUAUAUAUAAAUAAUAUAUAUAUACCUAUAUAUAAAUAGAUCUCUAUAUAGUUGUGGUACGGUCUAAAAGCAGUCUUGUUUCCUGGAACUGAAAGGUUGGGGUAUUAACUUGUUUUUGCACUUUAGAAUAGCAUGAGAAUCUCACUAAUUUAGCAUUCUGGUAAAAGAAACUUUAGAGCAAGUCGGAGAAUAGAGAGGUGUUUUUCUUUCUUUCAAGGGGGGUAGGGGAAGUAAGCCAAUAAGAACCUUUGAAACAAAUCGUCCUAUCACAAAAUGCUUUCCUAGGGCCUAUUUUGUCAGCACUGCGGUGUCUUUUGAGCUCUCUCUUUUUUUCCCACCUUUUCUUUUUUUUUAAGUAGAAAUUCCCUCCGGUUUUAUUAGCCUCUUUAUAUGUCUCAAAUUGCAUGAAUCUUUUCUGGCUGUUGGAAACCUGAAUGCUUUUAGACCCAAAUGGAAAAUUUCUGAAAUGCUGGAUUAUCUAUUUUUAAACAAGCAGUUGACUUAAAACUUUCUGUGGCAACUUCUGGUUUUCUGACGGUUCCCAAUGAGAGAAAUUCUGAAAGUACACUGGGAUCACUGGGACGCUGUCUUUGUGAAGGUUUGCUUGGGAUGAAAAAGGAUAUUGCAGCUUCAGCAGUGUUGAACUGUGUGUUGAAAAAUGUGAAUUACUGUUAUUGUAUACUGUAAUUGAUUACAUGGGCUGGGGGGGUGUCAAAGGACUUGACAGGUUGUGUUGAUGCUCUUAGUUGAGUCUUGAAAAGUAAAUAUUAACGCUACAGAAAUGCAUGAGUUUCAAUAUAUUUUUUGUCUUUGUUUGCAUUGUAUAACUUUAACGAGUGAGUUUAAAAUUAUUUAAUUUCCUUAGAAAAAUAGCACCAUUUGGAAAAAAAAAACCUGGUGUUAUGAAGAACGUUAAUGCACUGUUUUUAUUUUAUAUAAUUUAAAUUGACUUUCCCACUGUCUUUAAGUUGAAACUGUUAAGCUGAAUAAAAACUUAAGCUGCAAAUUGAUAACUUCGCUACAUAACAAGGAAAAUAUAAAUGUUUACAAAAGGCUUAAAGAUUUGCAUGUGCAGUGUGCAUUUUAUAACAAAACUUCUAAUUGCACAAAACCCAGGCCAGCUCAAAGUUUAGAUGUACACAUUUACCCAGUUGAGCGUUUUUAGAGUAACUACUGCACAAAUUGACAAUAGGUCAUUCUCUUCUUUUGCUCCCCUUUUCUUUUUCUCCCCUUCUUCCUUUCCCUCCCUUCCUCCUUCCCUCCCGCCCCUCCCCCAUCCCCCCCCCAACUCAUGAAAAGAUUCUAUGGACUGAAAAAGCCCCAGGCUGAAAGGACUGGACUGCCUUGAUUGACAUGGGGAAGGGGGUUAGUAGACUAUGUGUAUCGCGGCAGCAGAGGCUGCAGCCCAACGUGUGGUUUUAAUGACCAGCACGCAGGGCAAAGCAUUUUGCACAGUGUUUGUUUUCCUGUCUUGCACUUACAAAUAAGGUCUAUGGGAGUAGCAUGGAAAACGUUUGCUGUUUUUCCCUUUUUUUUUUUAAUUGCUUUUGUUUAAAAUUUGAUCGCCUUAACUACUGUAAACAUAGCCUAUUUUUGUGCUUAAGAUACUGAAUGGAAAACUCCAUUGUGUGUUGCUGGACUGUUUUGGAAAUAUUUGGUCAAAUGUGUGUUAAUUUGGCUGUAAUGGCAUUUAAAGCAAACAAACAAACAAAAAAAGCUGUGAAAAUGGCCUUGGAGCAUUAUCUUUAGUUACUUGAAGAGUUUCUAGUUUUUUUUAAAUACAGUUUAUGUUAAAAUAAUUUUUAUUAAUUUAGAGAAGACAAUCAAUGUCUGUGAGAAAACGGACUUUCUUUUGGAUUUUCUUUUUGUGGUCAUUGUGAGUGAUUGCUUUUUCCUUUUAUUAGUUUCACAUUCUUCCUUUGUUCUAAAACUUAGACUGACAUCUAGCUUUGACAAUCAUAGUAUGUUUUAUUUUCCUGAGGGGGGAAUAACUUAUAAUGCUGUUUAGUUUUGUACUAUUGGUGUGUUGGUGAAUUUUUAAACUGUGUGCUAACUGCAAUAAAUUAUAUGAACUGAGAA
Globicephala melas (long-finned pilot whale) is the source of this 5400-nucleotide messenger RNA. RefSeq names its product zinc finger and BTB domain containing 18 (gene ZBTB18). Gene Ontology annotation, biological process: regulation of transcription by RNA polymerase II. The record is from RefSeq and is a predicted model, not a curated record. Gene Ontology annotation, molecular function: DNA-binding transcription factor activity, RNA polymerase II-specific; protein binding. Gene Ontology annotation, cellular component: nucleus. NCBI's taxonomy places the organism in Eukaryota, Metazoa, Chordata, Mammalia, Artiodactyla, Delphinidae.